AUGCCUGACACUGAAAAUAGAUAUUCAAGCGACGAAGAAAUAAACGAAGAAAACAUCGAUGAAUUUGAUCCACUCUCACUUCAAUCGGACGAAUUUCGUCCUGAAACACGAAUUAUCCAUAAAAAAUGUUUUGAUUGUGAAAAACUUAGAACAAAUUUUGCGUGGUGCCAAUCUUGUGAAACUACUUGGUUUAAAGAAAACUAUUCAAGAUGGACAACUGGCAAUUUGCAACUUGAUUUAAUUAUACAGAAAAGCCAAGCUGAGGCGAAUAUAAGCG
This is a messenger RNA of Ambispora gerdemannii, 277 nucleotides long. The record is from the annotation of a GenBank genome assembly. Lineage: Eukaryota; Fungi; Glomeromycota; Glomeromycetes; Archaeosporales; Ambisporaceae.